UUCGAAGAUUUGCGCCCGACAAAGGAGGUCAGCAGAUAGACGCCAUUUAAGCUUAAAGUUUCCCGACGCUCGAAAUUUUACUACUGUCGCCACUUGAGCUAAGUGUCCCAAACGCUGGAGGCCUCACAGGUCGUCACAUAGUAUUCGAGCUAUCGGAGUGGCAUAACUUCCCAGGGCAGACAUCGGUACCAUCUGCACCCCGCCGCGAAUGUUAGUGUCGAGGACGGCCAAGGAAAUUGUUCAACAGGCAUCCAAGCACCAGCUGUCCCGGGAUCUUCGCGUUCUGCUUACACCGUGCCUAUGGUCAGGUGGCUCGGCUCAGUUCCAUGGGCGUCCAACCAGCGGCACCGCUUUUCCGGGUGAAGGCAAGCGUGUAAAGCAUUUCGAAGUUCGAGCUGCCCCACUCAGAAUAGAGCUCGCAAAUCCUGAAGGGGAUUACGUGCAAGCAUUCACCGAUGCCGUGUCCCAUGGAGAUCGAAGGCUGGCGUUGCGGGCAUUCUGGAGAACUCGCGGAUCUAAUCGUGUGCAAGAUCUGGAUGUAAAGUUGCUGAAGGAUUUUGUCAGACAAUUGUUGGGGAAGAAGACGUGGACUACGCGGACAAAGGACGCUGUUGCGGAGGUUCUUGAUCUGAUUAGACGGCGAGACGAGGGGUACAUCAAGGAAAGCAAUUACUCGCUCGCGUAUCUUCGACUCAAUCAGGGCAGAGUCACCACGAAGGAGGCUAAGGAGUUGGUGGACGUGGUUGAAUUGCAUCAGCCUGCGUCAGUCAACGUACUCCUGCGAUCGUUGAAGGAUCCUCAAGUCGCCGUGAAUGCCCUGAAUCGAUUGAGGGAGAGUGUGAGUCUUGACGGUCUGGAAUCGGCGUUUGAGGGACUGCUGAGAGGAUUGGUGGAUUCGGGAUCACACUCGGAGGCAGAAACUCUGGUGAAGUCGAUGGUGGGUGAUAUGAGCAAGGAGGGCAUGCCUUUCUGGCUGAACCGGCUUCGCAUAGACGUUGCGGGGAAGAUCGGACGGCCUGAGCUGCUCUAUCAAGAGUAUUCAGACAUCCUUGCCAAGGAGCCUGAACACGGGAAAGCACUCAUGUCACAUUUUAUCAUGAGUCUGGCUUGCUGUGGGCGUGUUCAAGAAGCGGAAAAGAUCUGCGCAGAGUACCCGGCCUUUUGGAGCGAACCAGGGAUUCAGGGAACGCUGAUCCAACAAUAUCUGGCCAACGGCUCGGUGGGUGACGCGAAACGCAUAUACAGGAAGGCCGCAGAACUGGACAUUGUUUUCAGUACGGAAACUUACGCAGCGCUGGCCAGAGCUUUUUCUUCGGCGUCCCAUUUACCAGAUUUCUACGCCCUGCGCCGCGAUAUAAACAGCCGAGGUGUUUCAUACGAUCAGAAACUGUACACUGAACUCGUGCGCGGGUACAUGAAGCACCAAAACGUCAAUGAGGCCCGCGCAAUCUACAACACUGCGCUGGCCGACCACGUCGUGUCGAAAUCACAGAGCUCGGCGCUACGCGCCACCUUCAUCCACGGACUCCUGCAAAACAAUCGGGUAGACGAAGCCGAAGAAUUGCUAGCGAGCUCGUUGCGCAAAACCAAAAACCCGGGGCCCGUACCCUGGCCCCGAGCGAACGAUCCGGUGAUGAUUGUGCUUCAGAUGAAGGUGAUGAUGGCGAAGAAGCAGUUUGAGGCGGCGAGACGGCUGGGGCAGCAUGCGCUGGAUAACGCGGCGGAGGGAGCGGCGGAUCCAGUUGUGCUUGCGAUGCUGAUCAAUAGUUUAACGCAUCUGGGCGAUGUGAAUUCGGCGCUGAAGGUUCUGCGAAAGCUGAAAUCGGAUCCGAAAUCGAGAAUCCAUCCCAAAGAUUGGAAACGAGCGGAGAAUGACUGCAACGCAGCACCGACCACACUUUCAUCCCGAGAAUCGCCCCUCCUCGUAGCAUACUCCGCAAUGAUCAAACAGCUCACCCGCCUCUCAAUGCAAAAAGAAGUUUUAGACCUGCUAGACGAAGCCAUCACCUCCGGGUUGAAACCCAACCUCCUCACGGUAUACCCGAUCCUCGUCAUGCUCGCUCGCGCCAACGAAGCCGAAUCCCUUCUGGAGUUCUUCAAACGCACCGUUACCCAAUUCGGUAUCACCCCGGACCAUGACUGUCUUGUCACACUGUACGCGUUUUACGCACGCAUGUAUCGUCCAAACUAUCACGGCAACCUCAACCGGAACCAGUACCUGCAGCCGCUGCGGUACCUCAUGCAUGACGUGGAAGCCGUACUGCAGGUCGAACCCUCAAUGAAAGCAGGGAUAUACGACGCGGCGAUCAGCUACCAUAUCAAGUUCAAGGAGCCGUGGGCAGCGGAACAUUUUUUCUUGAAUAUGCAUGAGAUUGGCGUUGUACCGACUGCGAGGACGCUGGAUCGGUUGUUGGCGAUGUAUGAGACGACGAAGGAAGUGGAGAAGGCUGCGGCGGUACGGAUGGAGAUGGAGGCGUUGGAAGGUGUUACGAAGACGCCAUUGCAUACACCUGGGGAGGGAGAGGGUAAAGGAGUGGGUGAAGUGGGUACGGCAACGCUUGUGUCGGCGGGGCAAUGGUCGCCAAGUGAGGUGUCGCGAGUUCCAGCGUGGUUUCCUCAGCCUAGGCCCCUUCUGGCCGUCCGGAAAAAGCCGAAACUCCGGCAGUGGAAGAUACAAAAGAGGGAAGCUAUUCGCGAGGACAGUGAUAUUCAGCGUCUUGGGCCAGCAAAACCCAAGGAAUAGAAUUAUGAACACGGCGAUAGUUCUCUUUCUGUAGAUAGCAUCUCUACAUACAUAGGUUAGUCAGACAUACCCCCGCGCACAUAACCACCUAUCUACACCCCCAUGCUGCUAUAACUCUACACAUCUCAACGCCGUACAUUCUUCCGCUUUUCAAAAUCUGGAAACGUGACUGCGUCUAUCGGGUUUUCCUCUUUGAUGUCCACGCGCUCGACUGUGGACUGCGGUGAGCCUUUCUGCUCGGGUGAGGGGUUUAUAUGCGUAUCCGGCUGUACCAGAAUGAAAAGCAGGUCACCGUACCUUUAGAUCCUGCUUGCUGCC
Molecule: messenger RNA, 3061 nt
Organism: Fimicolochytrium jonesii
Lineage: Eukaryota; Fungi; Chytridiomycota; Chytridiomycetes; Spizellomycetales; Powellomycetaceae
Exons: 1
Coding region: 209-2743 (844 amino acids)
Molecular function (GO): protein binding
Source: RefSeq, a predicted model, not a curated record